Messenger RNA from Daucus carota subsp. sativus, 1425 nucleotides. Its product is annotated as protein tesmin/TSO1-like CXC 3. Bases 1 to 1425 code for a protein of 474 amino acids. Lineage: Eukaryota; Viridiplantae; Streptophyta; Magnoliopsida; Apiales; Apiaceae. The record is from RefSeq and is a predicted model, not a curated record. The transcript is spliced from 9 exons. Gene Ontology annotation, molecular function: DNA-binding transcription factor activity.
AUGAAUUCAUCUCAAACAAGAAAUGAUGCUAUCGCUCCUAAGUCUUCGGAUUCUGCUCCGGUUGAGAGCCAACAGAAUUCUGCUGAAAAAAAUUGGAGGUCUUCGAAUCAGCCUAAUACUGCAAGCAUUUCAAGGUCAUUUGCUGGUGGAACACAGGUCUUAGAUCUAUCUUCUACAGCCGUAUAUGCACCGACCAACAACCUGGCAGUGGGGAACAUUUACAAGCCAUCAGGAAUCGGUCUGCAUUUAAAUAGCAUAGUCAAAGCAUUGCCUGUGAGUUGUGCAGCAACCUUAAAAUCAACAGAGAAUGCAGUGAAUUCUCAAGCUUCAUCGAAAUCAGUUGAUGGGUUAUCGAAUCCAAGGGAGCAAAAUUCUACUGCAUGUCAUCAAAGGGAAUGUCCUAAAUUGAGUCCACCAAAGAAAAGGAAAAGGUUAACAGGCUCCAGUGAUGGAGAUGGCUGCAAACGCUGCAACUGCAAGAAAACAAAAUGUCUGAAACAAUACUGUAAUUGCUUUGCUUCUGGAUACUACUGUUCUGAAACUUGUUCUUGCCAGGGGUGCUUUAACACCCCCGAAUACCAAGAUAAAGUUCUUCAAACAAGGAGACAAAUCGUGAAAAUCGUGAAAAUUUUGACUGAGUUGUCAAUUUUACCCGAUCAUGAUCCAUUAGCAUUUGCACCCAAGAUUUUGCAGCGUGUGAGUGAGUCCCCUGCGAAUAUUACUCAGGACAUAUGUAAGCCAACAGCUUCAUCUGCAACGCAUAAAAGAGGGUGCAGUUGCAAGAUGUCGAUGUGCAUUCAAAGCUACUGCGAAUGCUAUCAGUCAAACGUUGGAUGCUCUGAUAGAUGUCGAUGCUCUUGGUGUAAAAAUUCCUAUGGCAAGAAAGAAGAAUGUGGCUCAGGUAAGCAAAUUGGCAACACAGAAGCCACCAUUACAGAGAUGUCAUAUGACCAGAAGUUGGAAAAUAUCUUGAAUUCUGUGUUCAGCAUUCCUCACAAUGUGACAAAUGAUACGAGUAGUGAGGCAUGCCCUGGAGGAGGCUGUUUUUCAUCAUUAAACUCGUGCCAAUUGUCUAGUUCACCAAUCAGAGCAGUGGUUCCAUCUGGCAGCGAGAGACAACCUCCAAAGCUCUUUGAUCUUGACAGCUGGUGUGACAACAUUUUAGAAGAUCUUGUCAUACCAGAGACACUUAAGGAAGAUCACAUCUCUUUUUCACAAGUAAACUUAAGUUCUCCGAAUGAUAAAAGAGUUUCUCCUACACAUAGUCACUUCCCUGAGGUAAGACCUAGCUCUUCUUUCAUUAGACUUGGACCAGGCAAAUAUAUUUUGAAGGCUGCUCCAUCAUUCUCACCACUUGCCGGCUGUAUUGAUGGCAAAAGCGCUAGUAGUCCAAGUACAAAUGCUCCAGAUUAUAGAAAUAUCUAA